AGUCUCUUUAUCUCCUUCCCGGUACUCAUUAGCCUCCGUUUACAUCUUGUCUGUAUCACCAUAUCGUCAGAGAAAGCAACAUUUUUUUUUUUUUUAUUGCAACUAUGAAUCAGAAGGUUGUACUGAUCACCGGUUGUUCCUCUGGUAUCGGAUUGUCACUUGCUGUUCGUAUUGCCAAUGAUGAGAAGAAGAGGUUUAUGGUGUAUGCCACCAUGAGGAACACGGCUAAAGCAGAAGCUUUGAAGGAAGCAGCGGGUCAAACUUUGGGCCAAACACUGGAGAUCAAGCAGUUGGAUGUCUGUGAUGAAAACUCUAUCAGAGCAUGUGUGGACAGUCUGCCCAUGGGCAAAAUCGACAUUCUCAUUAGUAAUGCUGGAGUAGGAAUGAUCGGCCCUGUUGAGUGUCAGACCAUUGAAGAGAUGAAAAGUGUCAUGGACACAAACUUCUUUGGGCUUGUGCGACUCUUAAAGGUGGUUCUGCCUGAUAUGAAGAGGAGAAAAAGUGGCCAUAUAGUGGUCAUCAGCAGCAUCAUGGGGAUUCAGGGUAUUUUGUUUAAUGACAUUUACGCUGCUUCCAAGUUUGCUGUUGAAGGCUUCUGUGAAAGUCUGGCGGUUCAAGCUAUGAGAUUCAAUCUCAAUAUCAGCCUCAUUGAACCUGGACCCGUCAUCACAGAGUUUGAGCGUAAGGUGUAUGAGGAAGGAAUGAAGAUAGACCUCUCCAAAGUUGAUAAAGUGACUGCAGAUAUGUUUACCAACACCUGUUUGAAGAAUUACGACCAAAUGUUUAAGAGUUUUGGACAAACACCAGAGGACAUUGCAGAGCAUGCAUUCAAAAUGAUUACCAUGGAGAAUCCACCAUUUCGGCAUAAGACGAAUGGUUUGUACACACCCAUGACCACCCUGAAAUAUGCUGAUCCAAACGGUGACCUUCCCAUUGAAAGCUUCUACAAGAUGAUUUUUCAACAUGACAAGGUGUUCAAAGCAAGUCUCACUAUUCUCAAGCUCCUGCGCUGGAGAAGCCGUAAGAGCAUUACACUGGAUAAAGAAAAGACUGCCUCUUAAGGAAUAUUCUGCUGGAGCUCUGGAUAGUAUUCCAAAAAGCAGGUUAAGCGAUUUACCUCUGUGAGUUUACUCAGAGUAAAUGGAUAAUCUUAAGUUUCGUUCCAAAAACUAAGGUAACUCUAUAAGCAGCUAUAAAUAGACUUACCUUCCACUCUUAAUAAAAGUAUGAGUACAAUCA
This is a messenger RNA of Danio rerio (zebrafish), 1239 nucleotides long. Its product is annotated as zgc:109982. Gene Ontology annotation, molecular function: estradiol 17-beta-dehydrogenase [NAD(P)+] activity; all-trans-retinol dehydrogenase (NADP+) activity. NCBI's taxonomy places the organism in Eukaryota, Metazoa, Chordata, Actinopteri, Cypriniformes, Danionidae. The record is from RefSeq and is marked predicted. Gene Ontology annotation, cellular component: cytoplasm; membrane. Gene Ontology annotation, biological process: lipid metabolic process; estrogen biosynthetic process; retinol metabolic process.